Mangifera indica (mango) is the source of this 5903-nucleotide messenger RNA. RefSeq names its product protein ESSENTIAL FOR POTEXVIRUS ACCUMULATION 1-like. The coding region runs from base 506 to 5695 and encodes 1729 amino acids. NCBI's taxonomy places the organism in Eukaryota, Viridiplantae, Streptophyta, Magnoliopsida, Sapindales, Anacardiaceae. The transcript is spliced from 11 exons. The record is from RefSeq and is a predicted model, not a curated record. Gene Ontology annotation, molecular function: protein binding.
CAAAAGGCAAAACCAAAACACUUACAAACAAGGGUUUUCUGUGUAACUGUCACCGAUCAUCCAUGGCCAAUACCUCCAGCUCCGACACUCGCCACCGCCUCUCUCUGGCGCCUCUACACCAGAUCUCCAAAGUUACAAGUGGGAAGACUUGCUGAGGCAAACUGGGAAUUUGAUAUUGUUAGAUUGUGUUUUCAAAUUAGUUUGCUGAGUAAAACAAAGGAAAGCUUUCUUCAGUGGUGCACUGUUGAAUGGUUGACGUGAGCUUAUAAAAUUGCAGAUUGAGUCAAAAUAUGUUCAAGGUGCUGACAAUCCUAUUCCGCUUUCACCACAGUGGCUUUUGCCAAAGCCAGGAGAGAGUAAACCUGGAACAGGAACUGGGGAAAGCCACUUUAGCCAGUAUCCAUCUCAUGGCAAUCGCUUGGACAUUGCAAAGUUAUCAGGAGUCGGAGAAGAGUUGAAUGAUACUCAGAAAAAAAAGGAUGUCUUCCGGCCUUCCUUGCUUGAUAUGGAAACCAGUCGCCGCGACCGUUGGCGUGAUGAAGAAAGAGAUACUCAUUCCUCAAUGCGCAAAGAUCGCUGGAGGGAUGGAGAUAAAGAGCAUGGUGAGGCCCGCAGGAUGGAUCGAUGGACAGAAAAUUCUUCCAUACGUCACUAUGGUGAAGUGCGUCGGGCUCUCACUGAAAGGUGGACUGACUUAGGGAACAGGGACACCAAUUAUGACCAACGGCGUGAGAGCAAAUGGAACACACGCUGGGGGCCUGAUGAUAAAGAGACAGAUGGUUUGCGUGCCAGAUGGAUUGACACUGGUAAAGAUGGUGACAUGCCUGUUGAUAAAGGAUUGUCUCAUGCUUUUAGUCAUGGAAAGGAUGAGAGGGAGGGAGAUAGAAAUCGACCAUGGAGAUCUAGCUCAUUACAAAAUCGAGGAAGGGGAGACCCUGUUCAUCACCAUACUCCAACACCUAACAAACAGGUUCCUGCAUUUUCUUACAGCCGGGGACGUGGGGAAAGCACUCCUAUUUUUUCUUCUAGUCGUGGAAAGCUGAAUUCCAGUGGGAACUAUACGAGUAGUGUUUCUACGCAUUCUCAGCCUCUGGGAAUCCUCCCUGACAAGGGUGAAAGUAGCUUUGGAGAAUUUCGUACAUUAAGAUAUGGUAGAACAAAAUUGCUUGAUGUGUAUAGAGUGACUGAUAUGAGAUCCUAUCAGAAACUCUUAGAACGGCUUGCUCAGGUGCCUUCUCUCACACAGGAAGAUCCAGUAGAGCCUCUUGCGUUCUGUGCGCCAAAUCCUGAAGAAGUGGUUAUAUUGAAAGGAAUUGACAAAGGGGACAUCAUAAGUAGUGGUGCACCUCAGGUAUCUAAGGAUGGAUCUGUUGGGCGAAGCUCAAUUGAUUUUACUCCAUCUAGGCGAACAAAGCAUGAGAGUAAAGAAGAUUUACCACUUGCUGUUGAUGAUUAUAAAGAUGAAAGUUUUGACAAUUCAAAGGGUGUUUAUGCGAAUUACUCAGAUGGCUCAUCACAGGACAAGCAGACACACAAUUAUGGCUCCAACUCAAAGAUGGAAACCAUCCAAGAUCGGGAGGUUUACCCUGAUAGUAAGUUUAGAGCUGAAGCUUUUAGAGAAGACAGUGGUCCUUUCAGAGUGGCUGAUGCCAUCAAUAGGGAAUCAAGCGUGCAUGAAAAUAGUUCUGUCCCUUCUGGUACUGUAUGGAAAGCCUCAUCACUUGAAGAUCAUUCGCAUAUGGCUUCUCAUGUUCGAAAGGAAAUUCCAAGUGAUGUUAAGUCAAUAACCUCUGACUUGGCCUGGUCUCAGCCACAGAAGGAUACCACUAGCCAUUGGGAUGGUGAUUUGGCUAAAUGGCAGACAAGUGAAGAUUCUGUUAUCAAAAGGCAGGCAUCAAUAGUUAUGGACAGGGACCAUGAAGCCAGGAAACUCCCACAGCCCUCUCCGGAAGAACUUAUACUGUAUUAUAAAGAUCCUCAGGGUGAGAUUCAAGGACCUUUUAGUGGGAUUGAUGUUAUUGGAUGGUUUGAAGCUGGGUAUUUUGGUAUAGAUUUGCCAGUUCGUGUUGCAAGUGCAUCAAAGGAUUCACCUUUUUUAUUACUGGGUGAUGUUAUGCCCCAUUUACGAGCUAAGGCCAGACCACCACCUGGAUUUAAUGUGCCAAAACAGAAUGAGAUCACAGAUGCAUCAAUUAGACCAAACUACAGUGGCUUUGAUGUGAUGAGAAAUGGGACAAAGCAUAAAGAUGGUUUGACUACAGAAGCUGAAAAUAGGUUCCUCGAGUCACUGAUGGGAGGUAAUGUCAGCCAUUUGCCUCAAGAUUUUCAAGGUUACAUUGGAAAUAGUAGUUCCAGCGUUGUUCCCCCAUCUGGAUUAGAUAGUUUGAAUGACCCAUACCUCUUGGCCAAGAGAAUGACCCUUGAGCGGCAGAGAUCUUUACCCAGUCACUAUCCGUAUUGGCCAGGGAGAGAUGCUACAUCUAUGGUUUCGAAGUCAGAUCUGGUUUCUGAAUCACCAACUCCUGUAAAACUCUUAUCUUCAGUAACUGAUAGUUCUCGCCAGCCAUAUUCUCAAAGUAAUGAGUUGAUGUCCAUCCUUCAAGGAUUGUCAGACAGGUCUGGCUCUAGCAUAAGCAAUGGUGUUCCUUGUUGGUCAAAUUUUUCUGUCCAAGGUAGUGUGGAUCAACUUAAGAAUAAAAUUGAUUUGCAUAAUGCUCAAAGCUUGCCUCCUCAAUCCCCUUUUGUUAUCCAAAAACAGAGGCAACCAACACAGAACCCAACCCCCUUAAUAAAUUUAUUAGGUCAAACUAUGGAGAAUCCUGCUGGCAUCUCUGCACCUGAAAAUGUUUUUUCCUCUGGUUUAUCACAAGAUCCUCAACUAUUAAGUAUGUUGCGGCAGCAGUACUUGAUGCAGGCACAAUCCCAGACAUCUGUUCCAGCACAGGAGCUGCUGUUAUUGGAUAAGUUAUUAUUUCUUAAGCAGCAACAGAAACAGGAAGAGCAGCAACAAUUACUGCAGCAACAACAGUUGCUCUCUCAGGUUCUGUCAGAGCAUCAUUCUCAUCAAGUUCAUGGUGAGCAGUCAUAUGCAGAGUUACAGGCUGGUGUAGCAACAGGAAAUACAUCCGUUGAUUCUUCUCAACUUCAACCAUCACAAUUUCAGAGUGCUUUGCAGAUACCAGUUCUGAAGACCCCUGAUGACCGUACCACAGACUUCCCGAAUUCUCCUCCACAAGUCUCACAGGGUGUAAGUCACUCCGGUGAGUCCGAAGCCUCUGUCUUACCUUUGCCACAUCUGAUGUUUAAUCAUCAAAACUGGAGUGCAACUCUUCCAGAACAAAUAGAUGAUAUCCAUCAGAAGGAACCAUUGGCAGUUUCAACAGUCACUGAAGGCUUUUCCUCAUUAGAGGCCAUGGACAAGUCCCUGCAGGAGUCAUCUGUAGUGAAGAAACCUGUUCUUGCUUCAAAAUGCGAUGCUCCUGUUACCCUUGAGAAGGCAUCAGAAGACACUUGGAAGACUGAUGAACCUGUCAGUGUUGCUACAUCGGAGGUAGCUGUGCACUCUUCACCUUCAGAGGGCCCUGAAAUGUCUGUUAAUAUACCAUCUAUUGAUACCAGCAACAGUGAACGAUCCAUGCCUGAGCAUGCCAAAGAUGUUAAAGCUCCAGGAGAUAUUGCUCCUGAAGGACUGCAGGUUGAAAGCAAAAGAAGCAGUGACAGACCCUUGAUGGUGUCAGAAUCAAAGAAUGUUGAAGUUCGUGAGGUCAAGAAAUCUUCUGAGAAGAAGUCGAGAAAGCAGAAGUCUAAUAGGUCACACUCUUCUGACCAAUCAAAGGGAGUAUCCAAAACUUCAUCUUUGCAGCAACCUAAGCAAUCUGAAAUAGAGGGAACUAUUUUUUCUGACACAAAGUUUGAAAUGAAUAAAGGCACCAGAGAAAUGCAGUAUGGAGCAUCUCUACAAAAGACAAGAGAGAGCAACCCUGGGUUGCCUACUGCAGAAAUUCUGGAUUCCCAAAAUGCCGAGGCCUUACUACCUGAGAGGAUUUUCAAGGAUGAUGUUGAAAUUGUGGAAACCAAUCGGGCUGUCUCGGUGCAGAACAGCCAAUUACAUUCUGGGCAAAGGGCUUGGAAACCUGCUCCUGGUUUCAAGCCUAAGUCAUUAUUAGAAAUUCAACAAGAAGAACAGAGGAAAGCGCAGGCAGAAUUGGUGGUGUCUGAGAUCACUACUUCUGUCAACUCUAUCAAUUUGUCAUCUCCAUGGGCUGGAGUUGUUGCCAAUUCAGACCCAAAAGGUUCUGUGGAAACUCAAAAAGAUGUAGGCACUACUGUGUUAAGUGUGGAGAAUCCUGAAAUUUCUCCAAAUACAAAGAGUAAGAAGAGCCAGUUACAUGAUCUGUUGGCCGAAGAAGUUUUGGCAAAGUCUAACAAAGGAGUUGUGGAUGCUCCUACUGACAAUAAAUCUAGUUUGCCAAGCUUGCAGGAUUCUGCAAUAGAAAGUGACUCUGUAGAUGAUGGUAAUUUUAUUGAGGCUAAAGAAACUAAGAAGAGUCGUAAAAAGUCUGCCAAAGCCAAGGGUGCUGGAGCUAAGGUCGCAGCGCCUACUGAUGUUCCUGCUGGUAUGAGUCCUAUUGAGAAAAGUAAGAACUCUCGUUAUGUACAGCCGGAGAAGGAAGUAUUGCCUGCCAUACCAAUGGGACCAUCUUUGGGAGAUUUCGUUCUAUGGAAGGGGGAGUCUGCAAAUCCUUCCUCUGCUCCUGCUUGGUCUACCGACUCCAAGAAGAUUCCUAAACCCACAUCAUUGCGGGACAUUCUAAAAGAGCAGGAGAAGAAGAUUUCUUCUUUCCAGUCCCAGAAUCAAAUGUCAACCCCUCAAAAAUCUCAGCCAACUCAGGCUGCUGAUAGCGUUAAUCUGACGUGGUCGCUCUCUGCUUCUCCAUCUAGGGGUGCUUCUCCGAUCCAGAUAAAUUCUCAUUCUUCCUCUCUGUCAAAAUAUAAAGGAGAUGAUGAUCUAUUCUGGGGUCCAAUUGAACAAUCUAAAAAAGAAACUAAACAGGUAGAUUUUCCUAUGCUUUCAAAUCAGGGCAGUUGGGGGAACAAAAACACUCCUGUAAAAUCAACUCCAGGUGGGUCCUUGAUCCGACAAAAGUCUGUUGGUGUCAGAGCUGCUGAGCGCACUCUUUCCAUUUCACCUGCCUCUACUCAGUCUUCCCUUAAAGAGAGAAAAGAUAGCAUGGCCAAGUAUUCAGAGGCUACAGGCUUCAGAGAUUGGUGUGAGAGUGAGUGUGUUAGGCUUAUUGGGACAAAAGACACAAAUUUCUUGGAAUUUUGUUUGAAGCAGUCCAGAUCAGAGGCUGAGAUGCUUCUGAUAGAGAACCUUGGAUCAUUUGAUCCAGAUCAUGAAUUCAUUGACAAGUUUCUUAACUACAAGGAGCUGUUACCUGCGGAUGUGCUUGAAAUUGCCUUUCAAAGUCAGAUUGAUCGGAAUGUCACCGGGUUUGGUGCCAGAGAUAUGAGUUCAGACAAUGCUGGUGUUGGAGACUAUAAUCGAGAUAAUACAGGUGGCCCUGAUGGCUCAUCCAAGGGAGGAGGAAAGAAAAAGGCGAAGAAAGGAAAGAAGGUUAGUCCAUCAGUUCUGGGAUUCAAUGUUGUCAGUAACCGUAUCAUGAUGGGGGAGAUUCAGACGGUGGAGGAUUAGGGUAUGUAAAUACAUUUGGCUUAACUGUUUUGUAAAUUUUUUUUCAAUUUAGUAGUUUUUUUAUUUCUUACGGAGCAGCAGCAGGACUAAAUCGAUCUGCUCAAGCAAUUUUGUUAAGUUAUAUUCUCGCAGCAUAGUUCUCUGUUAUUUUGGUCAUAGAACUACCAUGCGAGUUUUAUAUCUAUGAAAUUAACAGAACUUUUUUUUA